Durio zibethinus is the source of this 978-nucleotide messenger RNA. RefSeq lists its product as uncharacterized. Lineage: Eukaryota; Viridiplantae; Streptophyta; Magnoliopsida; Malvales; Malvaceae. The record is from RefSeq and is a predicted model, not a curated record.
AAAAAGAAGAUACAGAGAAGCAGAGAAAGCAGUCAGCUCGGCACAGUUUAAACAAGGGAUGGAUGGUGAGGAUUUCGCGGUGGGAUGCUUCCUUUCAAUCAAGACAACUUUGGGCGACGAAUUCGAAGGCCAAAUCAUCAGUUUCGACCGCCUAUCGAACAUCCUUGUAUUUCAAGAGGGUUCGAAAUCAGGACCCAGAAGGAACAUUCGGCUGCUAAAGGCUAAUUAUAUUAAAGAGUUCUCUUUAUUGCGUCAAGAUGAAGAUCCACUUGACGUCAAAAAGUGUUUUUUAGACCUUACUAGUCUUCAGGCAAGGGAAGAUUCUGCUAUUAGGAAAGCCGAGGCCGAUUCUGAAAGGUUUGGAGUUGGAGUUACCAGUGAGGCACAGAGUCUUUUUGAUGCUUUGUCUAAAACGCUUCCUGUCCGCUGGGACAAGACUGUUAUUGUUGUAAUGAAUGAGGUGCGUGUGAGCAGUCCAUAUCUCGCUGAGUCUGUUAGUGGAGGAACUCCUGCAGCCAAUGAACGGGUGAAGAAAGUGCUGGAGUUUGAAAGGAAGAGGAUGCAAACUCGUGGUACCAGUCAGUGAUGAACUUAUUUGUGUUAUCCAAAGGUUGGUGAAACCAAAAAAGUGCUAUGAUUGGUACAUAUUGGUAGUUAUCUGACCUUGCAUUUUUUACUGUAUUGAAAGAAUUAAACAAAUACCUUAUAAUGAAUUGUUAGUUCUAAUAUCAUGCUACUUCUACCUUUUUUUAGAUGGGCUUGUUAAUGAGGGCAAGUUGGUUAUUGUUUGGAUUUGUUAGCAACUUUGCUUUAUAAUCUAUUUCCAGCUGUUCUUAGAUGCAUAUGCCAAGCUUGUCAUAACAUUUCUCUUUGUGAGAGGGGAUUGGAAGAAUUUGAUUGGUUGUGCAAGUAACUAAAGGUCUUAUCUGUAUAGCGGUUUGAUAAUUAUUAAAGAAAUAAUUCCGUUCAAUUUGUUAG